Messenger RNA from Selaginella moellendorffii, 2943 nucleotides. RefSeq lists its product as uncharacterized. The record is from RefSeq and is a predicted model, not a curated record. Gene Ontology annotation, biological process: RNA modification. The transcript has 3 exons. Gene Ontology annotation, molecular function: protein binding; RNA binding. NCBI's taxonomy places the organism in Eukaryota, Viridiplantae, Streptophyta, Lycopodiopsida, Selaginellales, Selaginellaceae. Bases 1 to 2892 code for a protein of 963 amino acids. Gene Ontology annotation, cellular component: intracellular membrane-bounded organelle.
AUGGGCGAUCUCGCGAGCGCGUGCGCCAUUUUCCAGACGAUCCAUGCCAGGAAUGUCGUCUCCUGGACGAUCAUGGCCGCGGCAUUCGCCGCCAACGCCAGGUUCCGCGACGCCGUGCUGUGCUUCCGGUGGAUGGAGCUCGGCGGCGUGAGACCCGACAAGCACGCCUUCACCACCAUCGUGGAGGCGUGUACGGACGGCGCGCUUGGGCAGUACGGUAUGGAGAUCCAGGCGAGGAUCAUCGAGGCGGGGCUUGAAUCCGAUGUUUUCGUCGGCACCGCGAUUGUACAUAUGCACGGGAAGCUUGAGAGAAUCGAUCGAGCCAUCGCGGCGUUUAGUUGGAUCAAAGAGAGGAACGUUGUCUCGUGGACUGCUAUGAUCUCGGCAUUUGCCCAUACAGGGCAUUACAAAGAAGCGCUGGAGCUCCUUAAGAGCAUGGAUUUGGAAGGAGUGAAACCAAAUUGUGUCACCUUUACUGUUCUUCUGGAGGCCUGUGCUGGUCUCGGGGAUAGAUUUUGCUGCGAGAUUCUCCACUCCCGAAUCGAGGGAAGCGAGAGCUCGAUUUCUUCGGCAGAAACCGUGGUCUCGGCUCUCGUCUUUGCUCUCGGCAAAUGCGGUCACGUCGAUCGAGCCAGGCGCUCGUUCGAGAGAUUGGAAGCGAAGAACUUGGUGUCGCGAACUGCGAUGAUGGCUGCGUAUGCGCAGAACGGGCAUCACAGAGAAGCGCUCCAACUCUUCCGGGAGCUCGAUCUGGAUGGGAUCAAACACGAUGCGGUCUCGUUCGUCAGCGUGCUGGAGGCGUCCUCGAGCUUGCAGAUGGCGAAAAGCUUCCACUCGCGGAUCCUCGCCAGUGGGAUUCGCGUGAGCGUCAUCACCGGCACGGCGCUCGUCACCACUUACAGGAAGUGUGGAGCUCUCGGCCUCGCGAGAUCCACUUUCGAUGGCAUUGCCGGGAAGAGCAUCCUGUGCUGGAACACGAUGAUCUCCGCCUACGCGCAGCACGGCCACGCCAUGGAAGCGCUCAAGCUCUUCAACGCGCUCAAGCAAGCCGGGGAGAGGCCCAACAGCAUCACCUUCGUGAGCGCCAUCGCGGCUUGCGGCCACGUUGGUCGCCUCGACGACGCGGUCUACAACCUCUCGUCGAUGAUCGCCGACUACCGGAUCACCCCCUCGAGCGAGCACUUGGGCUGCAUGAUCGAUCUCCUGGGACGAGCUGGGCGAUUGGAGGAGGCCGAGAGAAUGGUGGACAAGAUCUCUCCCGAUGACGCCGCGGAGAGAAUCAUGCAGUGGAAAGCGCUGCUGGCCGCUUGCAAAGGAGGAGAAUCCAGGGUAGCAUUGCAUGGCAUCGCAAUCCUUGGUUAUAGAGUCACUGUCAUAUCUCUUUACACGCCAACGUUUUUGCCAAAAAAGCUGACGGUCACAAAGGAACACGUUGAAAUAGCAGUGUCGAUCCACCAACAAAACGUGGGCACUGGGAGAUAUACGAGGCUAAAAGAGAGUUUCAGUAAUCGUUUUGGAAAAGCCCACGAGAUGGAAUCCAAGCUGACCGACUCCAAAGUGGUGGUGAAGAACACUUGCUUGGUUCCUCCACGGGAGAAGCUCGAGUCUCCUAUUGCCAAGCUUAUCCCCUCGGCUCUUUCGCAUAUGACAUGGUUCCUGCCUUACAGAACUCGCUUUCUCUUCUUCAAGAAUCCAGUCGGUGAUCCUCCUUGUUUCAACGACAUUGUAGCGAAGCUUAAGGAUUCCCUCGGCAAGGCGCUCACCGGGUUUUAUCCCAUCGCUGGGAGAUUGCUGGUCAAGGAAGAUGGCGGUGGAAUGGAGCUUGUCUGCAAUGGAAAAGGAGUGCUCUUCAUCGAGGCAGUCGCGGGAGUCUCUCUUGACGAGCUUGCAAAGAACGAGGUGAAUGGCCACUAUGUGGGAAUCCCGCUGAGAAUUCUCCUGGAUCUGGCACAAACUGGAGAUCAUCUUCUCAAGUGGCCAUGGACUUUGGAUCAUCCUCUCUUCAUCACACAGGUGACGAGAUUCGCAUGCGGUGGGAUUUGCAUCUCCGUGAAGUUCAAUCACCAAGUCCUGGAUGGAACCGGAGCAUGGCACUUCGUCAAGUCGUGGUCCGAGAUAAGCCGCGGCGAAUCCCCGUCGCUGGAGCCGGUGGUCAUGGAAACUCCAUCCACCAUCGCGAUUCUCCCGCGCGACGAGAAGCUGGAGAUCGAGCUCCCACCGGAUUUCAUGCUGUGGAAGAACUCGGACGUCGUUCGCAACUUCUCCGCCUCUCACAGCAACGAUGCAAGCUCCACCACCGCCAUGAAAUGCUUCUCUUUCGCAAAGGAGGAGAUUGGAUCGCUCAAGCGGGAGAAUCCCGGGCUCACCACCUUCCAGCUCCUCACCGCCCACAUCUGGAGGGAGAUCUGCCGCGCGAGGCAACUCCACGACCGCGAGUCAACGGCACUGUUCUUCGCGGUCAACUGCCGCGGGAAAGUCAAAGCUCUCCCGGCGGGCUACGUUGGCGAGGCGGCCAUGAUGGCUAGGACCUCCACCAGCGCUGGGGAGCUACUCUCCCACAAAGGAUUGGAGCGAGGAGCUCGGCUUGUCAAGGAGAAGAUCAUCCAGAGCAGUGACGAGGAGGAGGUGAGUUUCUACUGCAAGUUGGUUGGAUCUUCUCGCGGUGGCGAGUUUACAGUGAUGCCAAGAUUGUCACUCGACAAGGAUGUGAAUGUCGGGAGCUCCUUCUACUUCCCGGUUUUCCAGGACUUUGGAUUCGGCAGAGCUUGCGGAGUGGCCAUCUUUCCCGUGAUCGAAGAUGGCAAAGUUUACUACUUCCCAGCUCGAAGAGAGGGUGAUGUGAUUGCUUACGUUUGCUUGGAGCAAGAAGUCAUGAACAAGCUCCACCUUUGAUAGUGUAGCUUGAUAGUCGAGUGCCAAACUAAAACAAUGAAGAUUCGAUUC